AUGUAUGCUAAAAUUGAGUCUGAAAGAUUGAUUUUUAUCCAAACUCAUCAAACUCAGCUUAGAGCUGAGAAUUAUAUUCAUCUCCAAGAUGCGAUUAGGAGGGAUGGGAAUUUAGAAUCUCUGGGACAAGUGGUGAUUUUACCAUCAAGUUUCACUGGUGGACCCAGGUACAUGCAUUCUCGGACGCAAGAUGCAUUUUGUUAUGUUCGUAAGUUUGGACGUCCCGAUUUAUUUAUUACAAUUACAACCAAUCCAAGGUGGUCUGAAAUUUCUAAUCUUUUGUUCGAAGGUCAAAGUCCUCAUGAUCGACAUGAUGUUGUUUCUAGGGUAUUUCAUUUAAAGUUGAAAAAUUUAAUGACCCUUUUGAGGAAAGGUGAAAUUUUUGGAAAAGUUUCUUGCUUCAUUUACUCCAUAGAAUGGCAAAAACGUGGUCUUCCACAUGCACAUAUUUUGCUUUGGUUAGAAGAAUCAAUUCGUCCUGAUCAAGUUGAUGAUGUAAUAAGAGCUGAAUUGCCUAAUGUUGAAGAGGACAAAGAACUCUUUGAUAUAAUAAAGACUCACAUGAUACAUGGACCAUGUGGACAUUUUAAUAGACAGUCCAGGUGUAUGAAAGAUGGACAUUGUACAAAAAAAUAUCCCAAACAAUUUAUUAAAGAAACAGUAACAGAUCACGACAGUUAUCCUAUUUAG
Molecule: messenger RNA, 690 nt
Organism: Leptopilina heterotoma
Lineage: Eukaryota; Metazoa; Arthropoda; Insecta; Hymenoptera; Figitidae
Exons: 1
Coding region: 1-690 (229 amino acids)
Source: RefSeq, a predicted model, not a curated record